AUGCAGCUCAGCCCACGUCGCCAUGAGUUGCUGUCGGUCUACAUGUUGGGUUUCGGUACAUUGUUCCUGUACCUUGGCUAUCACACACAGGCCUUCAUCAGUGAAUCGAUAAUUCAUUCUGUACAUUUGAGAGAUCCACAAAGAAUAUCUGGAUAUGCUGGAUACUAUGGGCAGGCGAUCCACUACAGUGCGUUCGCACUAUCGAGCCUUUUCACAGCUUCACUUCAACAUUAUCUUGCAUCAAAGUGGAUGCUUGUCCUGGCCACGGUGUUCUUCGCAGUUUAUCAUCUGGGAUUCUUCUACAUCAACACGUAUUACUUCUACGGCUCACAAAUUUUGAUGGGAUUAGCGGCUUCAUUGUACAAUAAUGGAGAAGGAGCAUACUUGGCAGAGCAUUCAUCAAGACGAACGGUCGAGUCAAAUUCUGGGAUUGAAACAGCCGUCGGACACACAAGCAUGCUGAUAGGUGGUAUCGCCUUAAUGCUUGUGUUCAACAUCCUACCAGCUGAGAUAUCCGAAAAGCAAGAGACUCAUUUCCGAUCCUUCUCCGAGAAUCACAUCCAGGCCAUCUACGGCACCUUAUUCGGAUUAUCGCUUAUUUCCACGGUAAUAUUUGCUCUACUUCCCACAAAGCAAUACGAUAGUAUCGCCAGCAACUCACCACGAAUCAUACCGAGUUUUAAAGAUCAAAUAAAGGGACUGGCGAAGACCUCCAUUCAUCCGAACAUGAUUCUAUUGACAUUCACUUUCCUUCAUAUGGGGCUGCUUGUCUCAUUCUUCUUGGGAAUUUAUCCAACAUCUCUGUCUUUCACGGCUUCAUUAGCUCAAGACGUCUACAUUGUCGCACUUUACAGUUGCUGUGCUGGAAUGGCAGAAGUUUUCGGUGGUGUCUUUAUUCGUCCACUUAUCAAACUGUGCCAUUCGUACAAGUUGAUCGUCUCCGUUGCGCUACACUUUGUCACUGUCGUUGUUGCAUUAGUGCUAUUUCAACUUUCGGUUCCAGAAAGGGCAACUAUAGAGCCGACUCAUGCCGAUGCGUUGUGGUUCACACCAAGUCGGACAAUGGCAUGUGUAUUCGGAUUCCUUGUUGGUUUGGCAGAUUUCACGUUGACAAUGGCUAGAGCAGUGAUUUGCCAAAAGGCUGUCCCACAACAUCGCAUAGAGGUCUUCUCACUGACAAGAAUUCACCAGUGCAUCGCAUCGUGCAUCGUUCUAUUUCUGUCGCCAUAUAUGACCGUGACAAUCUGGACGAUAUUGCUGUCGACGAGUCUAGUCAUCGGUUCCAUAUGCUUUGUAGUGGUGAUUAGGAGGACAAACACAUCGGAUGAUGUUGUGUCCCCAGUGGAACGAACAGAUUCACAACAGAAAGUCAGCGUCUCGAGCAUCGCCUAA
Molecule: messenger RNA, 1392 nt
Organism: Cooperia oncophora
Lineage: Eukaryota; Metazoa; Nematoda; Chromadorea; Rhabditida; Trichostrongylidae
Source: the annotation of a GenBank genome assembly